AUGUCCCCGUAUUUUAGGUGUUCCAAAUCAGUAUUAUUGCUGCUCUUUUCCCUAGACUGCCUCUCCUCUCUCCCGCUGUCUCCGGCGGCGCCUUCGCCCUCCCCCUCCCCCUCCCCCGCCUCCUUUCCUUCCCUCCUCCACGACGUGUCCCACUUCACUUACUUCAGCAGGACCCCACGCUGGCGCAAGAGCACCCUCACGUACGCCUUCUCUCCCGACCACGGGAUCGACUACCUGGACCCCACGGAUGUGCGGGCCGCGUUCGCCCGCUCGUUCGCCCGCUGGUGCGCGUUCAUCCCCGUGACCUUCACCGAGACGGAGGACUAUGAAAACGCGGACGUGAAGAUCGGGUGGUACAACGGGGACCACGGGGACGGGCUCCCGUUUGACGGGGUGCUCAGUGUGCUGGCCCACGCGUUCGAACCCGAGGACGGGCGGAUCCACCUGGACGCGGCCGAGAGAUGGACCACCGACUUGCGCAAGGAGCGGUCCAAGGUUGCGGUGGACCUCGAGUCGGUGGCCAUGCACGAGAUCGGGCACGUGCUCGGGCUCGGCCACUCGACGGAUAGGGAUGCGGUCAUGUACUUUCACCAGGGGCGGAGGACGAGAAAGGUGGAGCUGGCGGAGGAUGACGUGGUGGGGAUCCAGACGUUGUACGGGGUGACCCCAUUCAGAGACGCGCGGCUGGAAUCAGACAACGUGUCGUCGGGGACGGUGGAUUUGGAGGGAAGAAAGGGACUGAUAAUGAGGUGGAGUGCCACGGUGCUGUUCCUCAUUUAUAUUGUUUCUUUUCUUUAG
Molecule: messenger RNA, 798 nt
Organism: Striga asiatica
Lineage: Eukaryota; Viridiplantae; Streptophyta; Magnoliopsida; Lamiales; Orobanchaceae
Source: the annotation of a GenBank genome assembly